AUGACGAAGCUCUUUAGCCCGAUCAAGGUCGGCCGCGUCGAGCUGCCGCAGCGCAUUGCCAUGGCUCCCAUGACGCGCUUCCGGGCUGACGACCAGCACGUCCCUCUGCCCUACGUGAAGGACUACUACGCCCAGCGAACGGCGGUUCCUGGCUCGUUCGCCAUCACCGAAGCCACCUUCAUCUCUGCCAAAGCCGGCGGUUACAAGAACAUCCCCGGCAUCUACACCAAGGAACAGAUUGCUGCCUGGAAGCAGGUCACCGAUGCCGUCCACGCCCAGAAAUCCUACAUCUACCUGCAGCUGUGGGCGCUGGGCCGCGCCGCCAGCCCGGACGUCAUCAAGGAAGAGGGCUACGAUUUCGUGUCCAGCAGCGCCACGCCCAUGAGCGCCGACGCGCCGACGCCUCGUGAGCUGACCGAGGCUGAGAUCCAGUCCUUUAUCGCCGACUACGCCCAGGCGGCUAAGAACGCUAUCGAGGCUGGCUUCGACGGUGUCGAGAUCCACGCUGCCAACGGCUACCUCAUCGACCAGUUCACCCAGGACACUUGCAACAAGCGGACGGACGCCUGGGGCGGCAGCAUCGAGAAGCGCGCCCGCUUCGCCCUCGAAGUCACCAAGGCGGUUGUCGACGCCGUGGGUGCGGACCGGACGGGUAUUCGACUGAGCCCGUGGAGCACCUUCCAGGGCAUGCGCAUGGCCGAUCCCGUCCCGCAGUUCACCUACCUGACCGAGAAGCUCAAGGAGUUCAAGCUGGCUUACUUGCAUGUCGUCGAGUCGCGCAUCGCCGGUAACACCGACGUAGAAAGCUCCGACACGCUGGACUUUGUGCUCCAGGCCUGGAACAACACGUCGCCAGUGCUUAUUGCGGGUGGAUACAAGGCCGAGUCGGCCAAGGAGGCCGUCGACUCCCGGUACAAGGAUUACGACGUGGUCAUUGCCUUUGGCCGGCCGUACAUCUCCAACCCGGAUCUGCCAUUCCGGGUGAAGGAGGGCAUCGACUUCGCUCCGUACGUCAGGGACCUUUUCUACGUGCCAAAGGAGCCCAAGGGAUACAUCGACUACCCGUUCAGCGACAAAUUCACUCAGAUCAAGGCUCGCGCAUGA
Messenger RNA from Rasamsonia emersonii CBS 393.64, 1104 nucleotides. RefSeq names its product NADH:flavin oxidoreductase/NADH oxidase family protein. The transcript has a single exon. The coding region runs from base 1 to 1104 and encodes 367 amino acids. Gene Ontology annotation, molecular function: NADPH dehydrogenase activity; FMN binding. NCBI's taxonomy places the organism in Eukaryota, Fungi, Ascomycota, Eurotiomycetes, Eurotiales, Trichocomaceae. The record is from RefSeq and is a predicted model, not a curated record.